AUGCUCUCAAAACGUGGAUAUCGUGUCUUAAAAUGCGGAACUUUGAAAAAGAAGACCACUUCUAUGGUUGGGCUAUUUUUCAAGAAAGAGAAAGUCAUUUAUGAAGAUCCAAUUCAAUGUCAUUUAUGUCUGCAUCGAGAAACCCUGUAUUUGGAAUGGUAUAAGAACAACGAGGACUGUCUGACUCAUCAAGGCAGGUUGCAACCACUUCUGGAUAGAACCAUCUACAAAGUUCAAGUGGAUAUGAAAGACGAGAACACUUUCGUUUUGAUAAAUACCGACAAUCCGAAGGAUGAAAGUGAUGUAGUACACUGGACAGCUCCAAAUGUUCGGCUGCGUGACGAAUGGGUGGAAGCUAUUGAAAAAGGGCUCGAAGGUCUUGGUGUUUAUCUGGGAGCCAAGCGAUCACCGUUCUACCAAUUUAACCUAAAGCCUUGGUGGAAGGAAGUUGCUGUCGAAAAAGAUUAUUCCAUGCUAGAAAACGAUAUAGAUGAGGAAUUGUGUCCGGCAAUGAUAGAAGCGAUUGCUACUCGUGACGCCGCCAGAAAAGCCUCCAUGGAAAAUUCCGCACUUUACGCGACGACGAGCAAUGGUCACAACAAGGCACCACUAGCCGUCACCAGUCCCGAAUUCGAGAUUUCCGGCUGUGAGAGCCCAAGUGAGCAGGAGGAAGUACCAGAGACCUUCGCUCCGCCUACUCCAUUUCCACGACCGACCCCGAAGAAGGAUUUUGUAUUUAACGAAAAAGAAACGGCUUCUCCCCUGGAUAUUGCUAUUCCGCCGCCGAGUCAAGAUCAAGCGGCAAGCGCGACCGGAGCCUAUGGAGUGCCGAGAGCCUAUGAUAUUCCUCGUCAUCUUGCUGCUUUAUCUCCAAGCUGUGAGAAGCGGCUCUCAUCUGCGUUGAGCACCACUAGUAUCGCCAGUAGCAGUACGGAUUCUCGUGGGUCGGCGGAUCUCAAGGAACCUCGACGAGUUUCAAUUUCAUUUUUGGCGCCAUACGUUGAAAAUGGAUACGAAAAGCCCCGCCGUUCGUCUAUGCACACGUUGCCUUCCCUCAAGCAACUUCGCGACAUUUCGAUUUCAUUAACUAUGAUGAUCGAAAAUGUGAUUAUUGUCGAUGUGGGAAGAAGGCUAUGGUUUGUCUGGUGUUUUCUCGAUGAUAGUUAUGCCUUCCCAGGGUCGCUGGCUGGUCUCGAAAAGUCGACAAUCAAGUUUCCUGUAUCUUCCGGGUCGGGGGAUGAGCUUGUGAAAGUCGGGAAAUGUCCUGUUGGCGAUCUGGAAGGCUUGCACAGUCUCUACCAUAGAGAAAUAGAAUCGCGAAAAUCAGCCCCGACAGCCCUGCAUACAUGCGUGGCGUCCCAGCGACCCUUCCCGCAUAUUUUGAUGCAGGCAAAGAUACACCUGCCGUCAUUACUGAGGAGAAAAGCCACCGACAAAUACAUCGGAUUUGCAGGUGAACCACCGGCGGCUCAACCCUACUCCCGGGACGCCGAAUUCGAGAAGCGACUGAUCUCAGUGUGGCCCGGGCAAAGCUUCACCAUUACACUUCAGCCAUACGAUUUUAUCCGGGAGCUGAAGCGGCAGCUCCGCAAAAUUCCCUAUUAUACUUAUUAUUUAGACACUGAGAAG
This is a messenger RNA of Mesorhabditis spiculigera, 1629 nucleotides long. NCBI's taxonomy places the organism in Eukaryota, Metazoa, Nematoda, Chromadorea, Rhabditida, Rhabditidae. The record is from the annotation of a GenBank genome assembly.